Molecule: messenger RNA, 1152 nt
Organism: Lemur catta (Ring-tailed lemur)
Lineage: Eukaryota; Metazoa; Chordata; Mammalia; Primates; Lemuridae
Gene: GNPNAT1
Product: glucosamine-phosphate N-acetyltransferase 1
Exons: 7
Coding region: 370-924 (184 amino acids)
Biological process (GO): UDP-N-acetylglucosamine biosynthetic process
Cellular component (GO): endoplasmic reticulum; endoplasmic reticulum-Golgi intermediate compartment; Golgi apparatus
Molecular function (GO): glucosamine 6-phosphate N-acetyltransferase activity; monosaccharide binding
Source: RefSeq, a predicted model, not a curated record
CCUGCGUGAGCCGGCAGGGGCGGGUUGGAAGGCGUCGGAGCUGCCACGUCUGGGUCGCGGUUCCCCACUGUGGCGCUGAAGGUGGAGGAGGAGGUGGGGCUGGCGCUGAAGCCGGAUCCGGAUCCGGUGCUGUGCACACCGGUGGGGGAGAGUCCGACGCGCCUGGCGAGGAGCGCCGACUGCGGGGCCUCCGCGGGCUCCGGCGUGGGAGAUGCAGUUGCUCGCGGUCUCUGCAGCCAUCACCUGUGAAGGGGCACGAACGCCUCAGGCCUGCCUUGCCAGGGCGCAUCCCACGGGGGUCGGCAGCCGCUGAGGACACGCCGCUGCCCCGAAGAGCACCUUCCACACCGACUAGACCUUACCAGAAAGAUGAAACCUGAUGAAACUCCUAUGUUUGACCCAAGUCUGCUCAAAGAAGUGGACUGGAGUCAGAAUACAGCUACAUUUUCUCCAGCCAUUUCCCCAACCCAUCCUGGAGAAGGCUUGGUUUUGAGGCCUCUUUGUACUGCUGACUUAAAUAGAGGUUUUUUUAAGGUACUGGGUCAGCUGACAGAGACUGGAGUUGUCAACCCUGAACAAUUUAUGAAAUCUUUUGAGCAUAUGAAGAAAUCUGGGGAUUACUAUGUUACAGUUGUAGAAGAUGUGACUCUAGGACAGAUUGUUGCUACGGCAACUCUGAUAAUAGAACAUAAAUUUAUCCAUUCCUGUGCUAAGAGAGGAAGAGUAGAAGAUGUUGUCGUUAGUGAUGAAUGCAGAGGAAAGCAGCUUGGCAAAUUGUUAUUAUCAACUCUUACUUUACUAAGCAAGAAACUGAACUGUUAUAAGAUUACUCUUGAGUGUCUACCACAAAAUGUUGGUUUCUAUAAAAAGUUUGGAUAUACAGUAUCUGAAGAAAACUACAUGUGUCGGAGGUUUCUAAAGUAAAAAUAUUUUAAGAAAGAAAACUGUCAAAGGCGCUAAUGCUACAAGGCUAUCCUUUUCCUAGAGUUAAAAUAUUCUGUUGCUGCAACCCAGUGACCUCCAUAAAUACCGGACUGAAGGAAACAUUGUAAUACUGCAAGUAUGACAUUUAGAAGAUUACUUGGGCUGGUGGGACAUUCUGUGAGUUUAGAUUACAAAUUAUUAUUAUAAAGGGGAUGAUUUUUAACCAAA